Messenger RNA from Lolium rigidum, 3519 nucleotides. RefSeq lists its product as uncharacterized. The record is from RefSeq and is a predicted model, not a curated record. NCBI's taxonomy places the organism in Eukaryota, Viridiplantae, Streptophyta, Magnoliopsida, Poales, Poaceae. The transcript has 4 exons. The coding region runs from base 38 to 580 and encodes 180 amino acids.
UCCGCCAAUCCACCCCCACAGCUUCUGAAUAUCAAAGAUGUGCCAAGAUGCCAUCGAUUGUUUCCAUGUGCUCCAGGCGAAUUGGCUCCUUCCUCAAGAAUCAAGAUGUGGCCCUGGCGCCGUGCCUGUCACCAUGUCGCAACGUGCCGGUGAGACGGUGAGCUACCUCUUCUCACCAGCACCAUCAAUGGCUUCGUCGCGCCGUAUAUGCUGGGUCACAACGACAAGGUCAACAGACGGGGCCUGGAUCAACACUGACAAGACCCUCCCGGCAAGCCUCUUCAGCAGCAAGAAGAAGGAGCGCAGGAAGGUCGGCCUUUCCGACGUCGGCACUGCACCAAGAAGAAGGAGCGCAGCAAGGCCGGCGUCUCCAGCGUCGGCACAGGAGAGGAGAUGGUGUACUGAGGUGAUUCUUGAAGUAGAUCAGUCUGCUGCUGUUACUGGAAGGCUGGAAGCCAGUGGUUCAGAACCUAUUCUCCAUCUGUUAUUUUCAUCACAGAACCACCUAAUCGCAUUUAGGGAGGGGAGGCAAGCCACUUGGGGUUAUGUUCUCCUGUCUUCUCAGCUACUAUGUUCCUGAGCCGCGAUGGGAAGACUAGCACGGCUGCUCCCAUGUUGCCAGGCCCAAUAUACAUGGACCCUGCAAGAAGCGGCAACUUAACUUCAGCGAUGAAAGAAUUGACCCUCUGCUGCACUAAUCCUUCCAAGGGAACAACAUCGCUUGCAACAUGCUAUUUUCCUAUACGCAGUUGCAGAAUCCAAUCUUCCAACGUCCAGAUAUGUUUGAGGUAAUGUGCAACUAGAACACCUAUAUAUCUCAUUGAAUACGGCAUGUUUAAACCGUGACUAAAAAAUGUUGUGUAAUGGAUACAUCUUAUUGUGUAUGGGGCCAAUCUAUGAAAUGUCAAAGUGCUCUCAACUUUCAGUUUAGAUACUUCCACUGGUGUACUAUGUUCGCUUCCAGCAUAUACGCAACUUUCUGUGUUUUUGAUGGAAAGGUUUGUCUACAUGUAUGUGUAUUCCCUAUACAAUUUGCUGUUAAUCGAAUCAAGCUAGCACCUAGCUUUCAUGUAUCCUGCAGUUUGUUCUAUACCCUCACUGUGUCAUCCAUAGAAAGUUGAUUGUUGAUUGUUUAAUACUCUUAAUAUGUCCAUGGCAGGUGGAAAAACAAGGAAAUUAAGAAAAGGUUGAGCAAUAUCAGUUGAUAACCUCCUUUUGAAUAACAUCGAGAUGCAGUGCCUUGUGGUGUUCAUCACCCACGGAUGGGUGAUAGGAGUUCCAGCAGGUCUCUCUAGGAUGGAUAAAGAAUGUUUGUUUGGUACUUGCUUUCUUGCAUCUCGCACUCCAUGGCAGUGAUUUUUUUUUAAAAUCUGCGUAGACAUAACAAGCUCAAAAGUGAGUUUUCAGCAGGCUACCUGUUGCAUGAUUACAACAAGGCUCUGCCAUGUUAAAUCUAAAUAUCAGUGGGUUUCUUACCUGCAGAUUUUUCGACAGAGUUGGCAAUGAAAGUCGAGGUGAUUAAUUAUAUGUUUGGAAAAAAGGCCACAGCUUGCUAAGUUGGUCAUAUCAUCUUCAAUUCGGGGUUGCUUCUAAUUCGCAAUUUUUUUUUUCUGGAUUGCUUCUACUUUCUGAAGGAAUACCAUGUAGUCCAAUUAUGGUAGAUGUGGGAACAAAACUGUAACUUCCUAGAGAUAUAAACUUUCAGAAAGUGCAGAAGCUGCCUUCCAGAAUACUUACAUAAGACGACCAGAACACCUAUGCAUUGCGUAAUAUUUGUGUGUUCUCUUUGUUUAGCUGAACUGUAUGACUAUACUGUGUAAAGAAGUUUAUAUGUAUAAUCGUCAUAAAUUUAGAUCUCAUGUCUCCGUUAAUUUAUCAGAUGUCACUAUUUAUUUUGUAAUGUAUUCUUUAUCAUGCUUGUGAUUAUUUCCUACUAUAUGCUUAUCAAUAUAAUUGGAAGUAUGUAUUUUGUUCUAUCGAGCAAUUCCCAUAUUGAUGCAUUAUGCCUAACCUUUCCAAUAACAAAAAUCUAUCUUUAUAUAGUAAUUCAACGACAAACAUUUUUGGUGAUCUGCUCUAAUCUUUGGCAUGCUGUAUAUUUAUAUUUCACAGUGGACAAUAUUACACUAUUUUAAAGUGUUAUUGUGUAAUUGAAUUCACAUCCAUGGUGCCUCAACAUCAUUUGGAUAGCUAUAUAUCUGCAAGUUAUUCUUUUUGUACAUGCUUAUCUUCUUCAUAUGUAUUGUUCCUAUAUUAUUUAUGCAAAAUUGUAUACUACUUUUCUUUGAAUUAUACCUCCUUAGAUUGCCAUGAAGAAAUAGUAUAUUCUAUUUUCUUUGAUUUUAUUGUUGCUAAUAAAAAGCCUUUUAGAUCGGUGAAUGUAGACCCUCACAUUAACUAUAUAAUCGCACCUUCUGAAGUUUCUAACUGUUUGUACAUGGCCCCAGUCUUCCAAUGAUAAUGACGACCAAUUGACCAUAGGUUGAGAUAUUGGUUCUACCGUUCAGGUUAGUAGUUAAGUAGCUCCUUUCCUUGAAUCUUCUUUGCAAUGAUAAUGAAGGACAGAAAUAGAUUCUGGAUUAUUUCUGUAUAUACUGAUUGCCAUUGAAGAAAGAAAACCUACACGUUUAUAUGUAUAAUUAUCCCUUGAAAGAAUCAAAAUUAAAUUAAGAUGCACAGCCUAUGUAAAUUCCAGAUUUUAAUGUUAAUUUCUUUUAAUGAUGAACAACCAUCGACAUAUAGAAAUCUUGAGUUUUCGACAGUUCAAUAAAAAGUAGCAUUGUUUUGUUUUCAUUUUCAUUUUACUAACCAACGAGCAUUUGUUCACAAUCUGUUAUGUCUAUGCUCUAAGUUGUUUGUUGAGAAAAACUUGGUUUCCGUUAUGGAUAAAUCAAAGGCAAUCUCCUGAACCAAAUAUCGUUCAGGUUACCUACCAUUGUUCUCUUAGAUGGUCUUCAAUAUUGUGUACUGUAGUUUGUCUCAUUUAUGUAUUUCUUUAGAGGUGGUGCACUAUCAUAAAUUAUAUUGAGUUUUGUCUAAUAUUUUAUGAGUUCUCUGAUGGAGCAUGUGAGGUUAAUGGAGACUGUGUCUCCUUCGCUGCUAAGGAUGAGGUCACCUCCCUUUAUUUACAUAUUUUCCUGUCUGUGUUUCAGGCAUUCAACCUUCAACAUAUAGGACAUGUGUUGUGUUGCUGUCCCAUGUCCUGAGAUGGACCAGCAAAACAAUCUCCAUGUUUGUAUUACUAACGCAUGAGCACCUCCGAAAAUGAGUGGUCCUUAGGGCAAUCUGGCAUGUGAGAUGGGAAGCAAGCCACACGGAAAUUUGUGCAGGAGUUCAUGAACUCAGGGUCCUAAGUAAUCAUAGGAGGAGUCAUGGGUUAUGACGAGCUACAGGUCCACUUCAUAGAUGGAUUCAGCGAAUAUAAAUGCAGCUGUGCGGAAGACCUGACGAUAGCGUGUCUGCUCUGACACUUUGAUUUGGAACAACCAAGACUGAAUGUGUAACUGAUUUAUAUAUUUU